UAAUUGCGGAAAAAACAGAAAACAUAGUCUUUGUAUUAAUAUCGCGUUAAUUCAUUUACGAAUAUUUAAAAAUAUAUUACAUAAGCGAAAUAUGCUGACUAAAACAAACCCACAAUAAGCACGGAAAUUACAUUGACAAUUUAAAAAAAAAAUCGAAGAAGUCAGUUGCUUAGCAACUGUUGGAAGCCUAGCGUCAGUUAGCAAGCUAGGAGAUCAGCUAACACACGUACCGUGUGACCCUAAAAAGUGUAUAAAUGCCACUAAAAAGAAGAGGACCUUUGCAGCUAGCCCAGAGAGAAGUGGAUGAAAUAAAAAAACAGGUUGACAGUCUGGAGAAGGAUGCCCAGAGCCAGGCUGGAUCCACUGAAGAGGCCUUUCGAAGAUGCCAAAAACUGCAAAUGUCAGCAGAGGAGACACUAAGGACACUGAAGAAACUGAGCAAGGGUGAUGAGCUGGCUCCAGUGGGCAAUUAUGAUCAGAGGAAACAGGAAGAGGAGCGACGAGUGCAAAACAUCGUGGAGCGUCUAAAAACUCUCUCUCUGGAGCUGUCGCCACCGGGACCUAGCACUGAAGCAGGUAAUGUUUCAAAGGAAGAUAGUGAAAAUAGUGCUGAAGAAGACGAUGACGAAGACAGUAACGACAAUGAAGAAGAGCAUGUAGAAAAUGAUAACAACAUUGGCGGUGAUGAGAGGCGAGAUUUGAAACCGCCAUCUCAGUCAGAUGCUCGCAUCUACAUGGUCCUCAGUGAUUUCAAAGGAGAGCAGGAAGGAGAUCUGUCUGUUCGGAAGGGGGAGGUGUUGAGGAUUAUCAGGAAGACAGCAGAUGGAUGGUGGCUGGCUCAGAACACUAAAGGCAGCAGAGGAGUGGUUCCAAAAACCUUCCUGAAGAUUGGCUCUAGUGUUGAUGAGGAAGAUGAUGAUGAUGAUGACGAUGAUUCAAAAGAAGACGAUGAUGACAAGGAGGAGUCGGAAGAGGAGGAAAAUCAAGAUAGUGAAGAAUUAACUGAUGAUCCAGAUAAAUUUUGCCUUUUGAUCCAAAAUGUGGCUUUAGACCGAUCAAUUUUUACGCUUAUGGCACUGAAUCUGAAUUAAUGCGCAUUAAACACAAACAACUCCAACAUUAUGAAGUCGCACUGUAACCCUUUGUGUCCUUUACUAGGUGUAAUAUACAGAGGAAGUCAUUACAUUCAGCCUCAGCUCAGCCAAUCACAGCUCUCCUUUAAAGACCUCUUCCUGGACCCAGACACUGGCAAGGUUCGUCCUCGGCAGGUCAGCACAAAUGUUUGUUUCAGUUUGUGGAGCUGCAGAAUGAUUCCUACUCCUGGGGUUGGUGUUCAAGUCCUCAGUCGGCACGUCCGCCUCUGCGCCUUUGACGGAACUCAGGUUUUGAGUAACAUCCACAUAAUAAGGGCAGCCUACAAUGCCAAGAGCCCAAAGACCUGGAGCUUCUCUCCAAGGGUGACCGGUAUCUUGCCCACCCUCUUGGAUGGAGACUGUUUUCUGCGCUGCAACUCUGCGUCUCCUAACCUCGGGAUCCUCUUUGAAUUAGGAGUCACUUUUAUACGAAAUUCUACUGGGGAGAGAGGAGACCUAAGCUGUGGUUGGGCUUUCCUCAAAUUGACCGAUGAUGCAGGAAAUCCUGUGCCGAACAGGACCUAUGAACUGCCUGUGAAUGGUGGCACUCCAUAUGAGAAGGAUGUAGCAGUGGAGGCGUCACCCACUAGAGGAUCUCCAAGUGGUGUUUUCCAGCAGAUGCUCCAAGCCAGGCGGCAGCCCAAACUUGUUGUUAAGCUGAAAUCAGCCAACAGCCGGACGCAAACACAGCUCAGUGUCCUUCCAGAUACUCUCCUCCUCUGCCUAAACUGCAUCCAUCUGCUGGUUCUGCACAGGCAUCUGCUCGCAGACGCACUGCUGAUGGACAGGCCCACAGUGCAGAAUGCAGAUCUAAUAUGCAGUCCUAUUCUUUCAACCUUUCCUGUGUUGUUGGACCAGCCAGACCUGUUAGAUGCUCUCAGGAGUGCCUGGCUGGAUGCUGAGACUAACAUGAACAGAGCACAAAAGGUGCGUGCGUGUGGACUAUUGUCUAAGGAGGAAGAAGUAGAAGAGGUGAUAGUGGUGGGGAUUUCACACAGUAAGUAG
Molecule: messenger RNA, 2138 nt
Organism: Neolamprologus brichardi
Lineage: Eukaryota; Metazoa; Chordata; Actinopteri; Cichliformes; Cichlidae
Source: RefSeq, a predicted model, not a curated record